Messenger RNA from Oncorhynchus gorbuscha (pink salmon), 3866 nucleotides. RefSeq lists its product as uncharacterized. The record is from RefSeq and is a predicted model, not a curated record. Lineage: Eukaryota; Metazoa; Chordata; Actinopteri; Salmoniformes; Salmonidae. Gene Ontology annotation, cellular component: nucleus. The coding region runs from base 1348 to 3228 and encodes 626 amino acids. The transcript is spliced from 7 exons. Gene Ontology annotation, biological process: regulation of transcription by RNA polymerase II. Gene Ontology annotation, molecular function: DNA-binding transcription factor activity, RNA polymerase II-specific; RNA polymerase II cis-regulatory region sequence-specific DNA binding.
UGUCUACGGAUGCAUUGUCUUCUAGCCAAGAUAUGAAAUGCAAUCAUAAUUGACUUUAGCGCAUAUAAGGCACACACAACAGUUACCAUGAUGACUGAAAACACAACGGUGGGAUGAAUGAGUGACACAUUUCCAGGCAAGAGGGGCCCAUUUAAAAUGAAUUAAUUCUUCCCUCGCCCCUUUUCCUGCAAGUGUCAACUCGUCAGACGUCAUGAUACAACAUCAGAAGUGUCCACUUAAUUUGAGGGCUGAGGGGAGAGCGUGUGUAUUUGAAGUGUUUGGAAUGCAGCCAUUGACGUGUGGGGACACUAAUCCUAACCCUAUAAAGGCCUGUUUUAACCUUGUAUUAUUUUUGCUGAUAUGAAACUUGCAUUCCUUAUGUUUCCAAAACCGUACCGCAAGCGAUACGUGUUGACGUUUAGAGCUAACAUCAAUUCUAUCAUUAAUAGGCGGUAGGUAACGUCUAUGAAUGGGGUAGGGCACCCAUACAGCUGGGGAUACGAGGUGCUCUGUGAGACGAGUUUGAGUGGGGCAGAAAGUUUCCUAUGUUGAGGCAGUGAAGAGAGUAGAGGAUAGCCCAAGGGUAAGUGAUUUGACUGGGAGCCCCCAGUGAGUAGGCCUGAAGAGAGCAAUCCAGGAUUAGUUUUAGUGAGGUAGUAUUUAUUGCUCUUAUUGCUAUGGUUAUGAAUUGUCUGCACUGAUGGAGCGUAAAUCCCAUAAAAUAGAUUAUUGUUGUAUAUGUGUAGAGUUAGAUAGUGGUGCGAUUUAUUUUCCACCCAUCUUUUCUGUGGCAUAAUGUGCAAUUCAUACUCCGACCUGUAAAAGACAGCAAGACGGUGUCAAUUCUGCCUGCCGGAAACUCACAGGAAGAAGUAAACCUAUGCUAGAACAUUUGAAUAUUUACCUUACUGAGUCUGUGGAAUAAAGUUAUUUAUUAUUUUCUAUUCUAUUCUAACACACUGUUAUUUGUAAGCAAGUCUGCUUUGAGCUUGAAAGAUACUGAUCAGAGGAGAUUUUAUGUGUAAUGUAAUAAGGAGUACCGUAAUUCAAAGGUCAGCGCGCAUUCCCUUUUCAUUUAACCACACCCUUUAAGCUAUGACGCCAACAAAUAAGAUUCCUUUCUCUUCUGUGUAAACGGAAGUGAACAGGUGACUUAGAACCAUUUCCAAGCUAACGUUUUUAUUGUUAUUAUUUGGACGUUUAUUAACGCAAUGGAACCUUAAAAUAUGAUCCAUUUAACUGCACAGCAUCACAUACUUACCUCAUGUAGUCUUUAAUUCGCGUUGGAGAUAGGACUUGAUAUAUGUUAUCUAGGUAAUGCUAGCUAGCUGCAAAAGUUAGCAAACAAUGGCUAACUGUAUGGUUUUUCACACUCAAAUAGCCUCCAUCAUGGAGGUGCUAGCGAAUGCAGCAGUGGCAGAGAUCUGUAAAAUCGUAGACGACGACUAUGCAGUGUUUCGUUUGGAAAUUUCUCAAAGCCAGAAAGAUAACAGGGGAUUGCGGAGGAAGCUACAGCUAUUGGAACUAAAGGUGUCACGGGAGCGCGCAGAGAGGACAAUUCGAGAGCGCGUCCUCGCCAGUCGUCCCAGUAGUGUCAAGAUCCUCGACCGAUACAGAGGAAUGGAAAGAGGUGAAGGACAUCUUACUGGAGGCCACAGGGGCGUUGUGAAGCCAGCGGGACACAACUCGUGGAGAGAUGACCAGCCCAUAGCUGUAGAUGAGGGUUGUGGAACCUCAACCCAGCAUGUUAUCGUAAUAGAGUCUGCAGAUGCAGAGGCUGCAGGUCCUGGAGAAUCGUCUCUCGUCAAGCAGGAGAGGACUGAAGGAGAUGACCCACGACACAGCAGAGACAUCCAGACUGGUGUAGUGGCUGGAGUGAUGCCCCCUUUAGCCACAGAGGACCCUGCUGCCCGGCCCCAGCCUAAGAACCGAUGCAGCAUCAUGGAGGAAGAGGAGGGUCCAGAGGUGCUGCUGCUGAAGGAGGAGGGGUGUGAGGAGGGUCUGAGGAACCCUGAGGGGACCAUGGUCGUGGAGGACAACCAGACUCCACCUCCUCCUGAACCCACAGAGGAACCAGCUGAGCAGCACAGGACCACACACAAUCUCACUGAGUCAGUAGACAUGGAGGAUGGGAAGCCUGAUCUGCUGCUGGUCAAAGAAGAGACAAUGAAGGACGGACCAGAGAACAUUGAUCUGCUGAGUGGACUAAAGAUGGGGGAGCAAGGUGGUUGGCUGGAGGCAAACAGAGGAGACUGGGUGGCCAUCUUGGAUUCCCAGACUCUGACCGGUGCAGCAAAGGGCCCAGGGGACAACGUCACUGAACAGGCCAGGACCAGAAGUGACAUAGUGGAGUCUGCUGUCAAUGAGGACUUGUUGAUAUCCAGUGUUGCAGGUGGGAGAGACUGGACCUCUGAGGUGGCUGGUCACAAACCCUGGCCCCGGAUCAGGAUCAUGGAUCAGGAGCCGCCGCUCUUCCUUCCUGAGUCUGAUCCGCGACAGAUAAUCCACCACCACACAGAACACAACCAGUGGACAGUUGGACUGAACAAUCUCAGUCCUGGUGGUCAUCAGAGAGACCGAGGCUCCAGUCAGGGAUCCAGUCUGCAGCCCAGACCCUUCUCUUCACAGUCUCAGUGCAGGGAUGAAGCAGGGCCUGAGGCUGAUAGAGAUGGACCCUCCUGUUCCUAUGAUACAAACACUGCAGUAUCCAUGAUGAACAGAGCAGGUCACCCUGGGCUUCAGCCUUCAGAGAGAGUGGUGGGAGAUUCCCCUGAUGGGAAUCUAACAGGACAUAUGUCUUCUCUUUCAGGGUCUCGUCUAAUGCCUAGUGACUGGGUUCAUAAAAGGCCUGGACCUGGGUCUAGUCUUCCUCAGCUACCUCAUCGUUACCCUACCAACACAACACACAAUCCCAACAACACCCAAACAAUGGCUAGAGGUCAAGGAGGGAGCUCAAACACUAACCACCUAAGGGUGGUGGCUCCUACUUCUACCUCCUCUGGUGUCAUUGGGUCACAAUGUGGGAGGCUGAGUAUUAGGACGGAUGCCGACAAGCCGUACGCCUGCCCCACAUGUGGGAAGCGCUUCGCUCAGGCGAAUUAUGUGAAGAUGCAUCAGACCGUUCACACCAAGGAGAAGCCCUUCAAGUGCAAACUAUGUUACAAGAGCUUCUCCUUCCUGACUAACCUUACCAGACAUAGGAGUGUCCACAAUGGGGAGAAAUCGUAGCAGUGUGGUUUUAGAUGUACACAGAGGAUAUCUGGGAACUAUUCUUUAGCUGACAUAUUAUCGUUAUCUUGUGAAGUGUCUUGGGGUAAGUCCCUCAGUUCAGUGGCGACCCCAGACAUUUUUCAUAGGGGUGGCCAGAUGGGGCCACUGAAAAUAUUGGGGUGGCAGACCAAAAGCUUUAACUGAAUUUUAGGAAUUCUAUUAUGCUGUUGUAGUAUAUAGGCAAGUUGAAAACGAUGUCAAAAUGAGAGUUAAAUCGGAUAUACUUUGGUUUCUUAUUUUGCAGUUAAUGUUACUAUUUAUCUGAUGUGCAUAGACUAAUACCGGUACAAUUAACAUUUUGAGUUCCACAACAAUCCUGUUUUAAUGUGUCAUGUAUCUGUAUAUACAUGUGUUUAGGCGAUUCAUUGUUCGUCAAAUAGGCUUGUCCUUUUCCUUAAAAAGACAAAUAUAAAGCUUUAAUUUGAAGGAGUACAUUGAUUGUAAGGAACAAUACAUUUACUGGGAACAAGUCUUCUCGAGUUUAGAAACACCACACAGAGGCCUCCAAUUAUAUUUAAUACAGCUUUAUUUGGCUGUUGCUGUGUCUUUUUGUAAACGAAAAUAUUAUAUUAUAUAUGUCCCAAAAUGAAAAACAA